Pygocentrus nattereri (red-bellied piranha) is the source of this 2565-nucleotide messenger RNA. It is a transcript of the gene smad6b, whose product is annotated as SMAD family member 6b. Gene Ontology annotation, molecular function: transcription regulator inhibitor activity; I-SMAD binding. NCBI's taxonomy places the organism in Eukaryota, Metazoa, Chordata, Actinopteri, Characiformes, Serrasalmidae. Gene Ontology annotation, biological process: transforming growth factor beta receptor signaling pathway; cell differentiation; BMP signaling pathway. The coding region runs from base 750 to 2153 and encodes 467 amino acids. Gene Ontology annotation, cellular component: heteromeric SMAD protein complex. The transcript is spliced from 4 exons. The record is from RefSeq and is a predicted model, not a curated record.
GGGAGAGAAGAAAAAAAGAAAAAGGGGAGAGAAACGGGAGAAAGGCAGAGAACUGGGUUGCAGUUUGACCAGGUCUGAGCGAGGAACCGGGAGCUGCGCCGUCGUUCGCGGAUUUGUGCUUUUUCCCCCCCUGAAAUCCCGGACGCUUACAGACGCCACCACGAGCGGAUACUUCUGGACUACUUUAACUGGACUGGGGAUUUUUUUUUAUCUGUGGAAUUUAAGCUUCAUUCAUGCCUCCGCAGAGUGGAUGUGAAAGAGUGGCCGCGAGCGAGCGAGCUGUUCCUCGGUGCGCGGGGUUACGGGGCUCUGACAGGCGGCGCUUUUAGCUCUGCGCUCGGCCGCUUCGCCCUAAACUGUCCCGGGAGCGCAGAAAAGCAGCGCGCCGAGUUCGCGUUUCUGCAGGGUCUGUCACGCAGCGGCCACAGCUGAAUGCAUUUUGAUUUCUGCGCGGCUUUCUCGUGCGCCUCGCGCCUCGUUUCCGCAGCCGCAGCCGCAGCUCUGUUUUAAAUGCGAGCCACCGCGGCGCCUUCCAAACUCAUGUUGUGGCGGUUCUGCCUCCAGCUCAGCUGCGCGUCGCCCGCACGGCGCUCGACAGCGACCGUGGAUGAGGCUCCGACGCGGGUCUAAAGCGCGGAGGUGCGAACAGGACUGAACGGGAAACGAAAGAGGCGAAGAAGACGACGAAGAAGCGAAAGGAGGAGGAGAAGAAACGGAAAGCGCGCCGAGAGGGGGCUCGAAGUUGUCGUAUGUUCAGGACGAAACGCUCAGGUCUCGUGCGGCGACUCUGGCGAAGCCGUUUGGUUCCGGAUAAAGACGGGGGCGACGGGGAUGGCAGGAGGGGGGGUGGCGGCGGAGGAGGAGGUGACGGUGAGGGGGGCUCGCGGGACGGCGGCGGCGGGGGACUGGCCGGCGAGCGGCGCGCGGACGACGUCGCCAAGACGGAGCCGGGAGCUUUGAGCGCGAGCGUGGACGGUGGUGGUUUUGGGGAAGCCGGGGACGGAGACUGCAGAGCCGUCACGUGCUGCUUGUUUAAAGAGCGUUCGAUUGGAGGAGGAGGAGAGUGGGACGGAGGAGACGGCGGGGAAAGGGACGCAGGUAGCGCGAGCCCCAGCUCGAGCUCGUGCCGCCUCGGCGAGGCCAAUAAGGCUCCCGAGCACGAGCUCAAGAGCGCUACGUACGCGCUGCUCAAGCGGCUGAAGGAGAAGACGUUGCACGCGCUGCUCGAGGCCGUGGAGUCCGGCGGCGGCGUGCCCAGCGAGUGCGUGCUGGUGGCGCGCGCCGAGCUGCGCGCGGCCGGUCACGGCGCGCCGCCGCCGCAGCUGCUGCUCUGCAGACUGUACCGCUGGGCAGACGUGCAGCACGCGGCGCAGCUCAAAGCGCUCUGCGAGUGCAAGAGCUUCGGUGCGCAGGACGGGCCACUGGUGUGCUGCAACCCGUACCAUUACAGCAGGCUCUGUGGGCCAGAGUCACCUCCUCCUCCAUACUCAAGGCUUUCCCCUAGCGACGAACACAAGCCACUGGAUCUGUCAGAUUCCACACUGUCUUACACUGAAACGGAGGCUGCCAGCUCACCAAACAUCACCCAAGGGGAAUUCUCAGACGCCAGCCUGUCGCCAGAUGCCCCCAAACAGAUGCACUGGUGCAGCGUGGCAUACUGGGAGCACCGCACGCGGGUGGGCCGCCUCUACCCAGUGUACGAGCCUUCUGUCAGCAUCUUCUACGACCUACCUCAAGGAACAGGCUUCUGCCUGGGCCAGCUGAGCGGCGAGCGGCGUAGUGGCACGGCCCAGCGCACACGCGGCAAGAUUGGCUACGGCCUGCUGCUCAGCAAGGAGCCUGAUGGCGUGUGGGCCUACAACCGCAGCCAGCACCCCAUCUUUGUCAACUCGCCCACUCUGGAGGCUGGGCCAGCCGCUCGUGGCCUGCUGGUGGUGCGCAAAGUCAUGCCCGGCUACUCCAUCAAAGUGUUCGACUACGAGCGCUCGGCGCUGCUGCUGCGACAGGGUGCGGAGCCAGCGCUACCGGACGGCCCGUACGACCCCAACAGUGUCCGCAUCAGCUUCGCCAAGGGCUGGGGCCCUUGCUACUCGCGCCAGUUCAUCACCUCCUGCCCAUGCUGGCUUGAAAUCCUCCUCAACAACCACAGAUAACACACACAAAUAAUGGACUUGGCCUUGGACUUGAGAGAUGCGCCAAGAGACUUUACGGACCCCCACAAACUAUCCCAAAUAUCAUCUACUUAGAUUUAAUAUAAAGUUUUAUAUAUUAUAUGAAAUAUAUAUUAUACUUGUAAAUACUGGAGUCAUUUUUACAAUGUAAUUAUUUAUGUAUGGUGCAAUGUGUACAUGGACAAGUGGAAAAAAAACGGGAAAUGCACUUUGGCUUAUAUAUAUUAUAUAUAUAAAUAUCUAUAAAGAUAAAGAAUCUUUCAAUACCAAUUUGAAAAAUUAUACAGCAAAAAUAGGAGGAGCCUGGUUUUGGUGUAUAGUUUUCAUAUAUUAUUAAUAUCCAGACAAAAAGCUAACACCAUUCACACAUUGAUAAUAAAGUAUUCGCAUUAUA